UUCCCCUCACAUGCUUUGCUAAAGUCAGUUUCCUGAAAGCUAGCUGUCCAUCGAUGCUGUGUGGUACUGUUUCUCUGUAAACCUUAGUUUCCAUUAUGACAAAGCCUGGAUUCACCCUGCUUUGUCUGCUUCCUCUUUCGAUGACCAUUGGCCAAGCUGCCGCUAUGAAUGAAGCAAACAUCUGCUACAUCUUGGAUGCCAUUCUGUUUGUCUACGGACUUGUCCUAACUGUCCUUUACUGCAGAAUCAAGAUACUGCAGGAAAUUGCAAAAAAACAGGAUUCUGCAAAGAAGAAUGCAUCAGACCAAGUCUAUGAAGGACUUUCACAUCGUACUCAAGAUACCUAUGAGUCCAUCAACAUGAAGAAAACCAAAAACUGAGACAAACAAUUCAAAGAAAAAAUGGUGCAUUGUCUUUCCUCAUUUCAUUGUCCUAUUUCUGGCAACUGAUGUAAAAACUAAGCAACAUUCUUUCAACUUAAAUGCACUGUAAUGCAAGACUUCUAUAUACUUAAAAAAAAAAAAAUGUAAUCUGAAGAACAGUUGUAAAUUCUUUCAUUGUUUUUAAUAUUGUCUUCAUAUUGUUGCCAAUUAUAUUUGUAUUUGAUGCAAAUUAAACAACCUGAGGAUGUUUGAAACAGCGGAAUAUUUGUACAUUUACUGUAUGUAACUAAUGUCUCACUUCUAUACAUUUUUAUUUCUAUGCACUUUCGAAAUAUUUGUGCUAUUGUUAUAUAAUUGUUACGUUGCAAAAAUAUUUGACUAAUAUGCAUUAAAAUUGCUGCUUUCCUGUUCUGCAAAGUUGUCUCACACAUUUGUCGCUGCUAUGGCAACAACUGUUCCUACAACCACACUGUUCAAUAAACUUCCUGUUUUCUGAUUAGGUUGGUUGUGUAUCAGAGCCGGAGUACAAUUUUCACUAGAAUUGCAGCAGUGGUUAUAGUAAUAAUAAAGGUUCUGUACACUUAAAGAUCAUGUUAAUGCAGUUUUGACAGUAAGCACCAGAGAGCAGUAUUUAUGCAUGAUUGUGACCCCAGUUUACCAUUAUAAACUCAAACCUUUAAUCCAUGUGUUUGUUUACCAAGUGUUUUUGUAUUAUUCUCUUGCUUCAUUUCUUUCAGUACAACUUAAUAAACCUUAUUUGAUAUUGA
Messenger RNA from Silurus meridionalis, 1150 nucleotides. It is a transcript of the gene fcer1g, whose product is annotated as Fc epsilon receptor IgFc epsilon receptor Ig. Bases 96 to 380 code for a protein of 94 amino acids. Gene Ontology annotation, cellular component: membrane; Fc-epsilon receptor I complex. Gene Ontology annotation, biological process: cell surface receptor signaling pathway. The transcript is spliced from 5 exons. The record is from RefSeq and is a predicted model, not a curated record. Gene Ontology annotation, molecular function: IgE receptor activity. Lineage: Eukaryota; Metazoa; Chordata; Actinopteri; Siluriformes; Siluridae.